UCUUUUGAUAAAUAAGAUUUCAAAUAAGAAUUAUACAACAUAAUUUUAUACACAUUUCAUUUUUUUUAACAUGAGAGAAUAAUAUAUUAAUCUAUUUCUUAAUACAAUUCAAAAUCUUAAGUCAGUAUACAAUCGAUAUUUUAUAUAAAGCGGUGGUAAUGAUCUCGGAACCACCUCAAGCCUGAGAUUGAUUUAUGUCCCACUUACUUCAAAAUUAUCAAUCAAAGAGAAACAUAUUUAUUUUUUAAUACUACAAAAUAAACAAAUCAUAGCAACCUUUGACUCCGGCUUUAUUUUUGCCGGUGGCGCGAAAAAAGUACACACUGCGCGCGUGCGUUGGCCAAGCAUCGAUUUUUCCGCAAUUCUGCAACUGUGGGCAGGCACUCGAGGCAGGCUAACGCGACAGCUCGUUUGGUUAUUCCUUAAGCGCUGGACUUUUUGUGUGAAGUGAAAAAUGGGUGCUUACCUGUCGCAUCCAAAGACGGAAAAAGCGUCCACAGACGAAUUCAAUGAAAUGCUCGUCGUGGGCGCCAGCUCGAUGCAAGGCUGGCGCAACAGUCAGGAGGAUGCCCAUAACUCAAUAUUGAAUUUUGAUACGAACACAUCCUUUUUUGCUGUCUACGAUGGUCAUGGUGGUGCGGAAGUAGCGCAAUAUUGUGCCGAUAAGCUUCCAGAGUUCCUUAUGAGCCUAGCUAGCUAUAAGAGCGGCAAGUUGGAGCAAGCGCUCAAGGAUGCAUUUCUGGGCUUUGAUAAAACAUUGCUCGAACCAACAGUGGUCAAUACAUUGAAAAUCUUAGCAGGCGAGCACAAUAUCGUGGAUGAGGAUGGUGAGGGCUAUGAUGAGGAGGACGACGAAGAAGAUUUGGCUGAGCUGCAUGAGGAGAGCAAUUUGCCAUUAACUGAGGUUCUUGAGAAAUACAAAGGCCUACCGCAAACACAUGACCUUUCAUUGCUUAAGGAGGAUAAUGCGGCUGGCAAAUUAUUGUCAACGAGUCUGCGUGGUCGUCGUGCUGCAGCUGUUGCUGCCGAAGCGGUAAAUAAGGCCGUUAUGGACCCAACAGCGAAGCCCCCAGGCUCCUCAACUUCAGCAGCAGCUGUAGCUGCGUUUAGUGAAAUCGACGGAGCUGGCCCAAGUAGCUCAAGAAAGCUUGAACCAGAAGAUGAGUCGACGGUGAGCAGCAGUAGUUCAAGUGGUAGCAAAACCACCAAUUCCUCGAGCACAACUAUUACUCCUAAGGACGAAUCCAUUGCUAACAAGGCUCCGGCGACCCCUAGCCCGGUCGUUGCACCUAUAGAGCAAAAUGGCAGUGUCACCUCUUCAGAGGCUAAAGCUGCGGUUAUAGAUGACAAUAAAGCAGCUGGUGCAACGGAAGACGCUAUUGUAUCCGCUUCCAGCGACAUCGCAGAUGCAAAGUCUAACGGCAGUGUCGAGAAACCAGCAACAACAACAGCAGCAGCAGCAGCCAAACCAGAGCCCGCUGAUAUCUCUUCAACCAGCAAGGAAUCGGAAAAAGUUUUGAAAAAAGCCAAUUCUGCUCAAGACGAAGAGUCAGAUGACGAUGCCGACUACGACGAGAAUGCUUUGACUAAAGCUCAAGAAGUUGCUGCAGCAGAAAGUUCUUCUGAUGACGAUAUGGAAGAUGGCAAUGAUGCCCAUGAUGAUGACGACGAUGAUGAUGAUGAUGAUGACGACGACGACGACGACGAAGACGAGGAUGAAAAUGUGAGUGAUGAUGAUGACGCUGAUGAAGAUCAACUAGCGAACGAUCAUUUCUGCGCCAAUAUGAUUGAGGAACCAGGUAAAGAUAGCGGUUGCACGGCGGUUGUUUGCUUAUUGCAUGGCCGCGAUCUGUAUGUGGCAAAUGCUGGCGAUUCGCGUUGUGUCAUCUCUCGCAAUGGCAAGGCUAUUGAAAUGAGUCUGGAUCAUAAACCCGAGGAUGACGAAGAGUCCACACGCAUUGUCAGGGCCGGUGGUCGUGUCACCCUGGAUGGACGUGUUAAUGGAGGCCUCAAUUUGUCCCGAGCUCUGGGUGAUCAUGCCUACAAAACGAACUUGGAGCUGCCAGCUGAAGCACAGAUGAUUUCGGCAUUGCCGGAUGUCAAGAAACUAAUCAUUACUCCAGAAGAUGAAUUUAUGGUUCUGGCCUGCGAUGGCAUCUGGAAUUAUAUGUCCAGCGAUGAAGUGGUCGAUUUUGUGCGCCUGCGUCUGAAAGAUGACUGCAAGAAAUUAUCUCAAAUUUGUGAGGAACUUUUUGAUAACUGCUUGGCACCAAAUACGAUGGGUGAUGGCACUGGUUGCGACAAUAUGACCGCUGUUAUUGUUAAAUUCGAGCCGAAACUACAAGAACUGAAGACCACAAUCAAUCCAGCUGAGACAGAGAGUGCCAUCCUUGAAGCUGGUCAGCAAAAGAAACAUGGCAUCGAUGGCACUGCGGAACAGAGUGCCCUUAAACGUAGCGCUUCACCAGAUGCCGGUGUAGAUGGCGCCAAUCGGUCCGAGAACACCAGCAAAUCGAAACGUUUGAAGAUUGAGGGUGACUUGGAGUCAACGGAUGAGAUUGCAAAGAUAUCCACCGAUGCCAUUAGUAGCUGCCCAGCAUCAGCCGCUGAACAGCAGAAGGAAGCCGUCGUCGUAUCAUCUACAUAAAUUCAACAAUUCGGGCCACAACAGUGGUGGCUGCUGGUGCAUCGGCGUUUUGGUCAUUAUUUAAAGGCGAGCUCUUAGAGCUGAGAAAAGUUUCCAAAUUAUUUAAUGCAAAAGAAUAUUCAUUUGUACGGAUAUAUUUUAACUAUUCCUAAAUAUAAUCUUUUUAUUUUGUUCUUUUCUAAUAUCGUAGAAUCAGAAAUUCACCAUUAACUAUCAAAUACAACUAAAUCACUAAACUCA
Messenger RNA from Drosophila hydei, 2887 nucleotides. RefSeq names its product probable protein phosphatase CG10417. The transcript has 5 exons. Gene Ontology annotation, biological process: protein dephosphorylation. The record is from RefSeq and is a predicted model, not a curated record. Gene Ontology annotation, molecular function: protein serine/threonine phosphatase activity; cation binding. Lineage: Eukaryota; Metazoa; Arthropoda; Insecta; Diptera; Drosophilidae. The coding region runs from base 455 to 2647 and encodes 730 amino acids.